Molecule: messenger RNA, 259 nt
Organism: Acaulospora morrowiae
Lineage: Eukaryota; Fungi; Glomeromycota; Glomeromycetes; Diversisporales; Acaulosporaceae
Source: the annotation of a GenBank genome assembly
UAAUGAUGAAAUGAAUUACGAGUUUCUAUACUCUUCCGGAUCAACGCCGUUCGUUCCAUCGAUGCAAUUCGAUGAAUCUAGCGAAUUUAACGAAUUUUUUUCUCCUCCAAAUACCAACGCAUUCAUCCCAGAGACCUCAUCGUUAUUGUUUGAAAAUGUGAACAAUAAUUAUGGUUUAUCGAUUCCGAAUACCGUUGACUGGGCGGAGUGGUCCAAUUGGACUGAAUAUAUAAUGAAAUUGCAAGCUUCCAACAUGUAG